CGAAAUAAUUUCGUGCACGACGUAAAGUUGGAUUCACGGAGUCGUGCACAGUCUGUGAACGAGGUCACUUUUUCUUUCGUGCCCAUGUAUCACAGUUUUUGUCGUAAGCUCCAUAGAAAUUGUCGUAAAUACACCAACAACUGCUACUUUUGGUGUACUUUUACUACAAGCAGUGCUGACUGGAGACUUUACGGCGUUGUGUGGAUAUGAAAAUGAGACGCUAAACCACAAGGUCUGCCACACUUCCAGAUAAACUGUUGUGCACAUGACGACGUUUGUUUUGAGUUCCUCCUCACUCUCUCUGUGCUGGGGCGCUCCUCAACAUGGCAGCGCAAGGUGCUUCCUACUGGCUGCGACUCUGCAUGCUUCUGCUGCUCUGUCUAUCUGAAGCCCUGUCCGAAGAGAUAAACAGAAAUUACUACGACACUCUUCAUGUUGAGCCAACAGCAACGGACAGCGAGAUAAAAAAGUCUUUCCGAAAACUGGCCGUGAAGUACCACCCUGAUAAGAACAAGAGCGCAGAUGCUGAGAAGACUUUCAGGGAGAUUGCUGAAGCCUACAGAGUCCUCUCAAACAAGGAGCAAAGGAGGGCGUAUGACCAUGUGGGCCACGGAGCUUUCCUGAAAAAUGAGGACCUACUCAAGCCUGAGGAUGAGUAUCAGACAAGCUUCCACUUCAGCUUCCCAGACUUCUUCCACGACUUUGAUGACAGUCUCUUUGGUGGACAGUGGCGCUUUCACCAGGAAGAGGAUGAGGAGGAUGGUCGUUAUGAUCACUACAGUUUUGAGGGGGAAAGAUUUAGCUUUUAUUUUGGAGAUCCAGAUGAAUAUGAAGAAGAGUACUACUUCUAAAAGUUUUUUUCUCCCUGUGCUUGGAAUGACUGUUACCUUUUAGCAUGUUUUCUUUUAUCAAUAAUAAAGUAUUCUGUCUAAAAUGCUCUCUCAGUAUCUGUUUCUUGUAUUCAUUAUGUAAAAAAAAAUCACCUAAACAGACCCUUUGAACCUGUUUGCAUUCUUCCCCCUUUUAUGGUCUCACUUAUAAAUUCAGCAGCUGUGGGGUUGUAAGGCUGGCUGCUAGAUAACCGACUGAGCCGUUAUGCCACUUUUCCUGUGUGGGUGUGUCGAAGGUCCAGAGUUACUCACACGCCAUUUACUCAUCUUUUUCCUUGCGCCAGCACUUUAGAUUUGGCACAGUUUUACUCCAUUUCUCAUGGGACCAUUGUGCACUUUGACCCAAAGGAUAUCCUGUGCAUUCUCAACACUUGGAGCUCGAGCAGACUAAAAGGCAACAGGCAAGAGCUCUUUCCAGUUUUAUGUACUUUUAUCACGCUAAAAGGACAAACCACAAAGGCAGAUAAAAGACAGACUGCUAGUUUGCAAAGCUGACAAUGAUGGAAGAAGUGAAAGAAACUGCAUCUGUUCUGAGUGUCCAUGACGACAGCAUCAAAGUUACAGAGGUGUUGAAAGACGGGGACACUCUCACCUUUAUCAUCGUAUCUCAAAAGCUCUCUGGUACAGGGGAAUACCAUGUGGACCGGACCUAUGAGGAUUUUGAAUGGCUGCAGCAGCACUUGUUCUCUCAGGGGGAUGUGCCAGGAAUACAGGGAGUCAUAUUCCCUCCUCUUCCUGCAAAGCCCCAGGUGAAUGCAUCUCCCAGAUCUAUAAAACAGCUUGGUUUCCUUGCUUUAGGAGAGUGUCAGCCCUACUGUAAAGCAUUAGAAACGUUCCUGCAGCAGGUUGCUGCACACAGCAUACUCAGCAAAAAUAAAGCCGUGGAGGUCUUUCUGACCAGCUCGGAUCCUCCAGGCAGACAGAAAGUAAAGAAGAACAUUUUCAACAGACUGAGUCAAGCUGUGGAGGAGAUGAGAAAAGAAGGCCAUAAGGAUGUGGAUGAGUUCUUUCAGAAUGAACGGGAUCAUAACCUCGUUCUAACCGGCUGCACCAAGACUGCAGCUGAGAAAUUCCUAGAUGUGGUAGCAACAGAGCAAAAAAUAGCAGUGGCCUGUGGACACUUCUCAACUGCUCUGCAUCUCUGCGUGGAACCAGGCGAGGAUCCUGACAAACAGGCUUUCUCUAGGGUUUGUGUGAAAUUAUCAGAAGUGUUUGAAUCUAUAAAGAAAAAUAUGACGAGUGUUGCUGAGAACAACGUGAACACUCUUGGACUGGGCCUGGACCUCGAGUCACGUUAUCAGGAGGCGGAAAGGGAGAUGCUCUUCAGGAGAACCUGCAAACUAGUGGAGUUAGAGAAUGCCCAAAGGAACGUAGAGAAGGCGAAACCUGUAAAGAAGGCUGCUAUGGAAGAAGUGAAGAAAGCAGCAGAGACUGAGUUUGAGCACACUUCUGGAGUGGCUAAGCAGGAGAUUGUACGUUUUCAGGGAGCGCGCGUGAAAAUGCUGCAGCAGGCUCUGGUUGGUUGGUGUGAAAAGCAACUUCUUACAGCCAAAGAAAGUGCUGACCAGUUCAACCAGCAUCUGGAAGUCUUUAGGGGAAUGGCCUAGUGACCUCUCUGGCACCCUCUCAAAUUAGCAUCCCCAGUAAAUCUAAUCAUAGCACGGGGCAACCCAAACCUGUCCUUCACUGUGUUGUGCUGCAGUUUGAUGCUUUAUUGAGUGUAAAUAGGGAAAUGUAAGCAACGGAGAAAG
Haplochromis burtoni (Burton's mouthbrooder) is the source of this 2641-nucleotide messenger RNA. RefSeq names its product sorting nexin-6. Gene Ontology annotation, molecular function: phosphatidylinositol binding. The record is from RefSeq and is a predicted model, not a curated record. The transcript has 15 exons. Lineage: Eukaryota; Metazoa; Chordata; Actinopteri; Cichliformes; Cichlidae. Bases 1388 to 2497 code for a protein of 369 amino acids.